UCCCCCAUGUGCCCUCAUAAAACAUGGCCGCACCAGCGUAGCGCAUGGCCCUGACAUCACUCGUGUCCCCGUGUCAGGAUUGGACGGCGCUGAUCACUCCCGCCAUUGAAUGAAAAGUGACCGUUGCCUGGGGAGAAAGAAGCACCGGGCCGACUCUUGUGUGUCAUAUUAACUGCUUGGCGGGAAGUCCCUGAUAGAAACAUGGCUACGUCCACUCCCAGCCGACAGGCGCCCCUUUUGUCGCAGUCCCCGGCUCGGGGCGCUCGCACCCCUCUCUCCCCAACUCGUAUCAGCCGCCUUCAGGAGAAGGAAGAACUGCAGCACCUCAAUGACCGCCUGGCGGUCUACAUAGACCGGGUCCGAUCUCUGGAGCUGGAGAAUGACCGGCUCAUGGUGAAGAUCUCCGAGAAGGAAGAGGUCACCACCCGGGAGGUCAGUGUAAUCAAAGACCUGUACGAGGCUGAGCUUGCUGAUGCUCGAAAAGUUUUGGAUGAAACCGCAAAACACAGAGCCAGGCUACAGAUAGAGCUGGGGAAGUAUCGGUCUGACUUUGAUGAGCUAACGAAAAAUUUUAAGAAAAAAGAUGCGGAGCUGGUUGGUGCACAACAUCGCAAUAAGGACCUGGAGGCAUUGCAUUUCCGGAGCGAGGCAGAGCUUACAACCACCCUAGAGGACAAGAGGAAGCUGGAGGCAGAAGUGGCUGAUUUGCGCGCUCAACUUGCUAAGGCUGAAGAUGGUCAUGCUGUUGCUAAGAAGCAGCUGGAAAAGGAAACUUUGAUGCGUGUUGAUAUGGAGAACCGGUGCCAGAGUCUGCAGGAAGAGCUUGAGUUCAGAAAAAACAUAUAUGAAGAGGAAUGCAAAGAAACCAGGAAACGCCACGAGCGCAGCUACGUGGAAGUUGACAGGGGUAGCAGAUAUGACUAUGAAUCCAAACUGGCACAAGCUCUAGAUGAGCUCAGGAAACAGCACGAUGAGCAAGUAACGCUCUACAAAGAAGAGUUGGAACAAACAUAUCAAGCCAAAUUGGACAAUAUUAAGCGUUCCUCUGACCAUACUGACCAAGCUGCUGAGGCUGCCCGUGAGGAGCUGAUGGAAGCACGAAUGAGGAUUGAGUCACUUGGCUACCAGCUCUCUGGUCUUCAGAAGCAGGUGAAUACGGCAGAGAAUCGUAUCCGUGAACUAGAGGAAUUGCUGUCCAGUGAUCGUGAUAAGUACCGGAAAAUGCUGGAUGGUAAAGAGAAAGAGAUAGCAGCAAUGAGGGACCAGAUACAGCAACAACUGACCGAAUACCAGGAACUGCUAGAUGUUAAAUAUGCUCUCGAUAUGGAGAUUAGUGCCUACCGCAAGCUUCUAGAGGGAGAGGAGGAGAGGUUGAAACUGUCGCCAAGUCCCCAAUCUCGUGUUACGGUGUCAAGGGCCACCUCAAGCAGCAGCUCCUCUACUGCCCGCCAGUCUCGUAGCAAGAGAAAACGUGUUGAAGUAGAAGAAAGUGUGGAAGGUGCCACAAUCAAGUCAUCAAGCAGUUGGGCCAGGCAUUCCUCCCGUGAGAUGAACACUGAUGCUGAAGAGGAGGGCACUGGUGAUAGAGAAAGCAGCAGCAAAUUCCAUGUAUCACAACAAUCCUCUGCAACCGGCAGUAUCUCUAUAGAGGAAUGUGGGAACGAGGGAAAUUUUAUUCAUCUGAAGAAUAGCUCCGACAAGGAUCAGUCUCUAGGUAGCUGGAGACUAAAAGUGAAAAUUGGGGACAAGGAAGAAAUUGUGUACAAGUUCACACCAAAGUAUGUACUUAAAGCAGAUCAGUCUGUUAAGAUCUAUAGUGCUGAUGCUGGAGUACCACAUAGCCCUCCUUCUGUGUUGAUUUGGAAAAACCAAAGUUCUUGGGGAACUGACAGUAACAUCAGGUUCUGUCUGGUGAACAAUGAAGAUGAGGAAGUGGCAGUGAGAAUUGUAUCAAGGUCGGUCCUCACCACUGUAGAGGAAGAUGAAGAAGAGGAGGAGGAGGAAGAAGAAGCUGACUUUGGGGAGGAAGAUCUUUUUCAUCAGCAGGGUGAUCCUCGACCAAAAUCAACAAGUUGUUCUGUGAUGUAAUUAUGCAGCAUUGUUCUUUAUUUUACUGCCAGUGCCACUGAAAUCUAUUUUUAUACCUAUGAAAAUGUUAUUUUCUUUUAAGGUAUCUCUUAGUUAUUUCAUGUAAACAGCAAUCUACUGCCAGUCAUGUUUCCAAAAGCUUUUUUUUUUUUUUCUCUGAUUUUAUAAACACUAUUUCCCAGGUCAGGGAAUACAAUUUUUUUUUUUUUUUUUUAUUAUUGUUUUUACUUUUAAUAUGGCAGAGAUACAGUUUUUAUAUUGUGUGGCUGCACGAAAGGGUGCUUUUAUUUUAUUGGUUACUUUAACAGUGCCGCUUAAAGAAUAGUUAGGUUAGUUUGAAGACUUUUUAAACCUGUUACUUAAAAGUAAUGUUUUAAGUAACAAAGGUUUUCAGGCAAUAGACAUAGCAUAAGUAUCCAUGGCUCUGAAGCUGUUCACCUCGGUUAUUUCAAUAACACAAAAUGACAUAGUAGGUGACUGGAAAAAAAACAAUGAAUAUUGCUGAGACAUGUUAGUUUUUAUUAUAUGAAACUGUUGUGGUAUAUUUGCUUCCAGAAAGCAAAAAUGUACAUGUUUGUUUUCCCAUAACCUGGAUGAGGGGAAGAAAGCUCAACUACAGAUUUUAUAAAAGCAGCUGUUGGUAAAUGUUUUGUAGUCCUCGAAAAUUGUUUAAAUGACCAUGAUCCACAUUUUUAUGCUGCCUGUGGGUUCUUGCCUAGCACGUAGGCAAAGCUUUUGACCAUUAAUAAAAUAAAUUCAGAGCUUGACCAUUAUUGGUGUGUAAAGGGUAAACAAACAAAUGUUUUUUUUUUUUUUUUUUAGCUUAUUUGUUUUAUUGUAUUAGGCUGAAUAAUCUGUCACUAUGUUGUGGACUGGCACUUUGUUUCUGCAUUGCAUAAUACUGUUUUCUUAGAUCAAGCUAAUGUAUUUGAAGUAGCAUAAAGCAUUGUUUGCAUUGAAGAGCAAAUUGCAUUUGAUGUGUUCUCUCAUGCCUUUUCUGAUCGUGGAAAACUGCCCUUCAAACCAGUCACUUGGGAUAAUGGUAUUGCAUAGGGUUUUGUAUAGCUCUGCGCCUUCUAAAUUAUUAAUGCCAUUUCAAACCAUUGUAAUGGUUAGUGUGUGUGUGUGUGUGUGUGUGUGUGUGUGUGUGUGUGUGUGUGUGUUUUUCGCUUGGGUAUUUUCCUUAGGAAAAAAAUAGAUUUGGUCAACACUCAAGCAUUAAAAUUUAACCUUUUGCUUUGCCCAUAUAGGGCAAAUGCAACAGGUCCACUUUAAUGUUGACUCCUCAAGCUGCUUAUAUUGGUCUUUCAUCAUUCACCUGCAGUAAGUAAGAAGUAGUCUUGUGUAAGUUGAGCCUUUAGUUGGCUAUGCAGGUUUUUUUUUUUUUUUCCUCAGCCAGUUUGUUUGGAGGUUGCUGGACCAGCCAAAUAUUGAUCAGUGUAUGGCCAUUUUUCAUAGGUAUACCCCCUAUUCAUGUAUGUUAAAAAUAAAAAAAACUGAGUGCCUAAGUGGCCAGUUGCCAAGCACCUAUUACACAUGAGGAAGUUAUGCAUGUCUUUCCCAUAUCUCAAAGUACAGGCUAUGUCCCUUAACUCCAACACAUGUGGUUUGAGAUACAGGGCAGUUAGGAAAAGGCAAGUAUAAGCAGCUGGAGGAAGAACAAUAAAUUUAACCUUUUUACAUAUACAAAGCACAAUUUUACCCUAAUCUGUUUUUCUGUGAAUUUCCAGUACUAUAAAUGGUACCACUAUAAAUGGUACCACUAUAAAUGGUAGCAUAGUACUUAGAAUGUCUUAUUCUUUAGUGCUGUUGUCAAGAUGUAUAUUAAACAUGUUGGUAUGCAGAGCCCAUUGCACUGUUAUACUUAAUGAUAUCUCCAUUAUUUCCAGUUUAAAGAGUUUUUAUUCAUAGCAAAACUGCUUGCUUUUAAUUGCAGAGUGGAGACAUGUGGCUUGCUUUUGGCAAUAGAGGGCUGAUUUGCACACUCAAUGAUAGGGGGUGACUUGUAUUGAGGGUUCUUAACUGACAUUGUGUGCAUGUUUGCAUGUUAACAUUCUCCCUCUAAUGACUUUGCUUUAACUAAGAUGGUGGCCCCAGAGCCUUGAUCCUUCCAGAACCUGCUUCUUAAAGUAUAAAGCUCUUUUGGAAACGUAAAAAAUAGGAAAUUUACACCUUCCAUGUUAGUUUGCUGAUCCGCUGACCUUCCUCCAUUACUGCCCUUUUCAACUGCCAGGGACAAAGAAAAAUACCCUGUAGUUGCCAGGUAUGGGCGCAUGGGUCUCUUUCUCAUGUCAGUGCUGAAUAGCCACCUUUGCACCUAUUGCUAUCAUAAAGGGAGGUCUAAGCCAUGACUUAAAGCUUACUUGGGUCUACCUCCUGGCUCCCAGAAACUAACUGGAGCAGCAAUAAUGUAAGGCAUGUGUACUUGCUGGGGUAGGUGGUUUUACCAUCGGCAAACCACAUGUUCAUGUUAAACUUCCUCAGGGGAGCUUUUUGUUACAAAAUCUCAAUUAUGCUAAAGUUCAUUUAUUAAUCAUGAACAUUUUUCAUAACUAAAUAAGCAGUUAUUUCUCUACCAAAUUCUGUUUAUAGUUGUUGCUUUAUAUACUGUCAAAUUACAUUUACAAAAACCUGCAAUAAAUGUUUGUUCAAUCAA
This is a messenger RNA of Rana temporaria (common frog), 4744 nucleotides long. It is a transcript of the gene LMNB2, whose product is annotated as lamin B2. The transcript has 12 exons. Lineage: Eukaryota; Metazoa; Chordata; Amphibia; Anura; Ranidae. Bases 202 to 2088 code for a protein of 628 amino acids. The record is from RefSeq and is a predicted model, not a curated record.